GCACUUUGGAUUUUUGAAAUGCCCAAAGUACGUAAAUAUUUCCCCAAAUUACGGAUUUGGCGUUAUAGAACCACUCCAAUCAAAAAUUUUAAAGGUUUAUAUCUGCUUGGAAAAAGAAGAUUUGGCAAACGUUUCCACAACCUCGAAAGUUUUGUUUUUCAAGUUAACCAUAACAACGAUUAAGCAAUUGGGUUCUGUUGAAAAGAAAUUUGAUUUAAAAGCUUAUAAAAAAACGCUCAAUUUAAUGGAAUCCGUUUUGAAUCAAUCCAAAAAAGAGGAUGUCUUAGAAACGGAAAUGAAUAAUUCUUUGAUUCGGUUAAAAAACGAUGAAGAAUUUAUGAUGUACCUCGAAAACAUAAAAUAUUUACAACACGCCGAAGACGAAGAAUAUCGAGUGGAAGAAGAAAAUACUAUUACUUUCGAAAUUACUCAAUCAGCGGAAUCGAACGAGAUUUCGAGGCACUUAACAAGCUUAAUUUCUAUCGAUAAAAGUUUAAAACGUGACUCAAUUUACUUCGUUUGCGAAUUAACGGAGAAUUGGUCGAAAUUAAGCCACGAAUGGUUAAUUUUACCCAACACACCUUGCGGAUCUUAUUCAAUGUUCAACGUUGGGCUGACUUCCACGCCGCCGAAACCAACGAAAAAGGGAGAAAAAUUAAUCGUGGGGCAAUUCGAGAUUUUCUGCGAUAAUAAUUUGAUCCAAGUCGAACCGAGAUGUGGGGAAAUUAAACCGAACGAG
Molecule: messenger RNA, 739 nt
Organism: Onthophagus taurus
Lineage: Eukaryota; Metazoa; Arthropoda; Insecta; Coleoptera; Scarabaeidae
Source: RefSeq, a predicted model, not a curated record